Messenger RNA from Agrilus planipennis (emerald ash borer), 1729 nucleotides. Its product is annotated as interleukin-1 receptor accessory protein-like 1. Gene Ontology annotation, biological process: signal transduction. NCBI's taxonomy places the organism in Eukaryota, Metazoa, Arthropoda, Insecta, Coleoptera, Buprestidae. The record is from RefSeq and is a predicted model, not a curated record.
UCUAUCCGAGAGACUUGCCGGCAACACUAUUAUUCAGAAACAGUAUCGAGCCGUUCGGCACGUUGUAGAUAGAGUGUGCGAGGUUAGUGUCGGGAAAGUUGUUGGCUUGGUAGGUUGGAGCCGAGAAGUGCCAAAACACAUUUACUUUACGCAGUAAUUAUAUUGCACGUUAUGUAUCCGCAUUUAUUAUAAACUUUUAAUAAUCAAAUCUGAAAAGGGAUUGUGAUGAUGCUUUUUUAUCCAAGUGAACAUUAAUUGAUACGCUGUAUGACUGUAGAACUUUACAUUUAUUUAUCGCAAAAAUAAUUUAAAAUGGUCCAACCAGUUUUCGUGUAUUUCUUGACUGUUCUUGGUGCCGGAUUUGCUAUUACUGACUAUUGUUCCGUAAAUAAUUUUAAGAACAAUGACGAAAAUUACAUGCAGUUUACGAAAGAGCCAAGUUUCGCAGAAUAUGCAGUUGUAGGAAAAUUCAAAGGAUUACAUUGUUGUGCCAAGGCUUACAGAAGCAUCGAAUGGUUCAAAGAUGGAAGGCCGUAUCCCUGGCCGGGAACAGCCAGUCAGCUUAUAAUCUACCCCGAAAACGCCAAUCAAACAGUUUACACCCAAAGUGUCACUCCAGAUGACGCUGGAAAUUACACUUGCUUACUAAGAAACGAUUCUGUGGUCCACGUUCAUACUAUUCAACUGCAGGUUUUUGGUUUGGUAGAUUUACCUGACGCUCACAAUGAGGCCAUUUGGCGAAAAAUUGGUCAGAACGGUACGUUAGAUGACGAACCCCGGAUACGACAGGAAAAAGUUUCAAGAGAGGACGGCCAAACAUUUGGAACGUAUUUAAUAAUCGAAGAAGUUACUGACGACGAUUAUGGAGAAUACGUUUGCAGAAUUACUAAGCCGGGGAAAACGGUUGAUUUACCGUCUGUACUUAUAUUCGAGAAAGCUGAAGAGGAAUAUUUGAACGCGAAUCCGUUCCCAUGGAAAAGGUUAAUCAUUUGGGGCACAGUGUUGACACUUUUGAUGGCAACCAUCCUCAUCUUGAACCUUCAAUUCGGUAUGUCGCUGAGAGUAUGGUUGAAAGAUCGCCUGGGACGUAUCGAGGAAGAAGAUGGAAAAAUAAACGAUGUUUUAGUCGUUUAUUCCCAAAAGGAUUCGGAACUGGUCCUUGGCGUUUUAGUAUCUACAAUGGAUACCAAAUACCAGUACAAGUGUGAUAGUAAAGAACUUUCCGAAAAUAUUAUUGCAUGGACUUCGGAACUGUCGGAAGCGGCACAAAAAAGUCGACGUGUUGUAGCUGUUGUGUCUCCAGCUCUUGUGAAUGAUAAAUGGGAUGCUUCUUCAUUGUAUCAAACAUUAAAGCAACUUCAAGGCUUAGGACCAAAAACGUGUUUCGUAGUUCUUCAAAAGAUGCCAAACUGUGACGAUCAAGCGAAAAAUGCCAUAGGCGAAAACUUAAAUUCAAUUUUGAGGAAUGCUACUGUAAUUCAAUGGGAGAGGUCGAACGAUCGCCAAUUCUGGCUGGCUCUUAGACUGAAUUUACCGCCAAGAAGGAUAGGAGGAAAUGUAUUAAACGCUCCAGAACGAAAUGCAACAAGACUGAAUAGUGAUGAAACGGUGGACAAUGUGGUGUAAAAUAUUUAUUUAUGUAUUAGUUUUUUAUAAUUCUAGGAUAAGGAUUCCCUGUUCCAUUUAAAGUGUAUCAUAAUGAAUUGAAAAUAUUACGCAGAUAUCUUUA